Molecule: messenger RNA, 3307 nt
Organism: Marchantia polymorpha subsp. ruderalis
Lineage: Eukaryota; Viridiplantae; Streptophyta; Marchantiopsida; Marchantiales; Marchantiaceae
Source: the annotation of a GenBank genome assembly
GAGAGAGGUUGGGGGGUGGGGGUGGGGGUGGGGGGAGAAGAGAUUGGGCUGUGCGGUCGAUUUAUCCUAUUGUGUGGUGAGCGCAGUUUCUGUGGUGGUCCGUGGCUCUCUUUUUUCCGUUCUUGGGCUGUGGAUAGAAGUGGCAAACGAAGGAGGUGGCACAAUCCAUCUCUGGGCGCGUCCGGUUGCCCUGCCUCUGCCAUCCCCUCACCACACCAUCGAGCAGCGGCCCCCAUCCGAGAAGCAACAACAACUAGUAGAGGAGAGGAGAAGAGCAGAGUAGCAGCAGCGCACUUCCUCACUCACUCUCACCACUCUCUCCCUGUCUCUCACUCUUCUCCUGCUCCUGAUUUCUCAAAGGAGCGAGCUCGGGAAGCAGCAGCGGCAGGUUCUGUGGAUUGGAGAGUAGCAGCAGCAGCAGACAUGGCCGCACUCAGGUGUAAUGUCGCAGCGGUGGCUCCCGUGGCGGGAGUCGCGAGGGCGGUUGCAGGAGCAGAGAGGGCCGUGGGUGUGGCCACGCCCAGUGCGGCUCUCGGCAGGUUCAUGGGAUUGAAGAGAGUGAGCAAUGUGCGCGCAGCGCCUGCUCCCGUCGCCAGAGUUGCCCAGAAGAGCGCGGCCGUCGUCACGAAGGCCGUUGCCGUCGAGACCUUGGAGAAGACCGACACCGCUUUGGUCGAGAAAUCCAUCAACACUAUCCGAUUUUUGGCCAUCGAUGCCGUCGAGAAGGCCAAUUCCGGUCACCCUGGUCUCCCUAUGGGUUGCGCACCCAUGGGUCACAUCUUGUACGACGAGGUCAUGAAGUACAACCCGAAGAACCCCUACUGGUUCAAUCGUGAUCGAUUCGUCCUCUCAGCUGGACACGGAUGCAUGCUCCAAUAUGCUCUCCUGCACUUGGCCGGCUACGAUGCCUGCAGGAUGGAGGAUUUGCAGCAGUUCAGACAAUGGGGCAGCAAGACACCCGGUCACCCCGAGAACUUCGAAACUCCCGGAGUUGAGGUUACCACCGGUCCUCUAGGACAGGGAAUCGCCAACGCGGUUGGUUUGGCUCUCGCUGAGGCUCACUUGGCUGCCAGAUUCAACAAGCCAGAUGCCAAAAUCGUCGACCACUACACUUACUGUAUCCUCGGAGAUGGAUGCAACAUGGAGGGUAUCUCAAACGAGGCUGCUUCCCUUGCCGGUCACUGGGGUCUGGGAAAGCUUAUCGCCUUUUACGAUGACAACCACAUUUCCAUUGAUGGUGACACGGAGAUUGCCUUCACUGAGUCCGUUGAUGCCCGUUUCGAGGCUCUCGGAUGGCACUGCAUCUGGGUGAAGAACGGUAACACUGACUACGAUUCUAUCCGCGCUGCCAUCGAGGAAGCCAAGUCUGUCACCGACAAGCCCACCAUGAUCAAGGUAACCACCACCAUCGGAUUCGGAUCACCAAACAAGGCCAACUCCUACGCUGUUCACGGUGCCGCCCUCGGCACCAAGGAAGUUGAUGCCACCCGUCAAAACCUUGGAUGGGAGCACCCACCGUUCCACGUGCCAGAGGAAGUGUCAGCACACUGGAGCAAGCACCUCACCGAUGGACCAGCCCUCGAGGCCUCAUGGGAGGAGAGCCUAGCUGCUUACGAGCAAAAGUACCCCGAGGAGGCAGCCGAGUUCAAGCAGCUCAUUUCUCAGAAGCUCCCUACUGGAUGGGAGAAGGCUCUUCCCACCUUCACUGCCGAGAGUCCGGCCGAUGCCACUCGUAACUUGUCCCAGACUGUGCUUAACGCCAUGGCCCGUGUGUUGCCCGGUCUCAUCGGAGGAUCAGCUGAUCUUGCUUCGUCCAACAUGACCUUGAUGAAGAUGUUCGGUGACUUCCAAAAAGCAACCCCCGGCGAGAGGAACCUUCGGUUCGGUGUCCGUGAGCACGCCAUGGGAGCCAUCGUGAACGGAAUCUGCCUUCACGGAAGUGGACUCAUCCCCUACUGCGCCACUUUCUUCAUCUUUACCGACUACCUUCGUGCCGCCAUGCGUAUCUCCGCCCUCUCUGAGGCCGGUGCCAUUUACGUCAUGACUCACGACUCCAUCGGUUUGGGAGAGGAUGGUCCCACCCAUCAGCCCAUUGAGCAUUUGGCUUCCUUCAGGGCUAUGCCCAACAUCUUGAUGUUCCGACCUGCUGACGGAAACGAAACCGCAGGAGCCUACAAGAUUGCCGUCGAGAGACGCAAGACCCCAUCAGUCUUGGCUCUGUCCAGGCAAAAACUCCCCCACCUUGCCGGUUCAUCCAUCGAGAAUGUUGCCAAGGGAGCAUACGUCGUCAGCGACAACUCCUCUUCCAACAAGCCCGAUUUGAUCAUCAUGGCCUCAGGAUCAGAGGUGGAGAUCGGCAUGAAAGCCGCUGACAUGAUCAGGGCCGAGGGCAAGACUGUACGAGUGUUGUCCUUCGUAUCCUGGGAGUUGUUCGAGGAGCAAAGUGCAGAGUACAAGGAGAGCGUCUUGCCCGCCGCCGUCACCGCCAGAGUCAGCGUUGAAGCCGGUGCGACAUUCGGAUGGGAGAGGUAUACUGGAUCCAAGGGAAGGCAGGUCGGUAUUGACCGAUUCGGAGCCUCUGCUCCCAUCAACAUCUUGUACAAGGAGUUUGGAUUGACCGCCGAGAACGUGGUCGCCAAGGCCAAGGAGGUUAUGUAGAUUUAUAUUACAAAGUUCAGAUGUGGGUGUUAGAGCCAUGUUUAGAUAUAAGAGUGACAACCUUCGUACACACUCACUCACCCCUCGUUCUUUUCCGGAGUAGCUAAUUUCGACAUAGUUUAAUUCUUAGCCAAAGAACCACAUGAACCUGAAACUCCACCAUGCAAGGGGUGGUGAUGAGUGACGGAUUUUUCAGCACCUUAUUUGUGAAGAGAAGAAAAGACGGUCUUAAGCAGUAGUAACAACGCGAAUUGCUCGGUGCUCUAAUGUCUUUGAACGAAAGUCGGCAUAGGCGAGGGAGGCUCAUGGUGAUUUGAAAUAGUUCAGUUCCAUUCAGCUGUUUUGGGGGAAAGUGUGAGAGGUCCAUCCGAAAAUUAGGUUUUGUCGGAAGUCAUUUUCUAGCAACUUCGUGAGCGAGAACAAGUAGUAUGUUUUGACAAAAACAUGUACAUGUAUCAAAUGAAUGCAGCUUUGCUUCAAUGAGAGCCAGGUCCUGGCUACAUUCUAACCACAAUAAACCAUAUUACUCGGAUCAGCACCUUUGCCACUCUCACAAGUCCCCGGUGCAAUAUAGUAGAACAUAAAUAUAGCUUCUUGGGCUUGCACCGUCUGACUAAUACAUCUUGAAGGACGGUAAGAAAAAUUUUAU